Molecule: messenger RNA, 1741 nt
Organism: Gekko japonicus
Lineage: Eukaryota; Metazoa; Chordata; Lepidosauria; Squamata; Gekkonidae
Product: RNA binding protein fox-1 homolog 1-like
Exons: 12
Coding region: 68-1156 (362 amino acids)
Biological process (GO): nervous system development; regulation of alternative mRNA splicing, via spliceosome
Cellular component (GO): nucleus; cytoplasm
Molecular function (GO): mRNA binding
Source: RefSeq, a predicted model, not a curated record
GCUUGGACAGAGGUGUGCGUGACUCCUUUUGGGACUGGGUGAUCGGGCCCUGACUUUAUUAUGUGCCAUGCUGUCCCCUCCGGCUGUGGUUCUGCACCCCUACAGCCUACCCGUCUACCCACCGGCACCCCAAUGUUACUCCGGGCUGGUUCAGGGUAGCCCGGAUGCCGCGGUGCCGCCCGCUGAUGCCAUGACACAGACGUUCCCAGCCCAGUACCCUCCGCCCCCUCCCCAGGCUCGGCUGCCUCCACAGUACCACCUCCACAGCGCCCCUUCAGAGUACCCAUCUCCAACCGCACCGGAUCAUGGCCUGCGUCUCUACCCUGAACAAGGAACCGCUGCCCCGGAACCGUUGCCCCCACCCCCUGCGCAGCCAGAAGAAGUCCCCGUGCCGGAGCUCUCCCCUGAGGCGGAGGAUGCCGAGAGCGGAGAGAACAAAUCCCAACCCAAACGCCUCCACGUCUCCAACAUCCCCUUCCGUUUCCGCGAUCCGGACCUGCGGCAGAUGUUCGGGCAAUUUGGGAAGAUCCUGGAUGUGGAGAUCAUCUUCAACGAGCGUGGCUCUAAGGGCUUCGGCUUUGUCACUUUUGAAAACAGCCAGGAUGCCGACCAGGCACGGGAGAAGCUGAAUAGCAGCAUUGUGGAAGGGAGGAAGAUCGAGGUCAACAAUGCCACGGCCCGUUUGGUCACCAAGAAACCCCCUGCAGCACCUGUGGUGAACGGGUGGAAGAUCAAUCCUGUUGUGGGUGCUGUUUAUGCCCCCGACCUGUAUACAGUGGCUAGUAUCCCUUAUCCCAUGAUGGCCCCAGCCGCCCUGGCCUAUCGUGGGGCUCUCCGAGGGCGUGGCCGAGCCACUAUCUACAAUCCCAUUCGAACAGCACCCACCCCCUCACCAGUUCCAGCCUAUGGCAGCUUUCCGUCUAGCGUGCUGUAUCCAGAUGGUCUCUACAGUCCUGACCUCUAUGGUUACCCUGCCGCUUACCGAGUGGCCCAGACGCCCGCCGCUGCAGCAGCAACGGCAGCAGCCUACAGCGACGGGUAUGGACGAGUCUACACUACCGCUGAGCCCUAUCAUCACGCAAUGACCCCUGCCUAUGGAGUCGGUGCCAUGGCCAGCUUGUACCGCGGAGGAUGCAACCGCUUCACUCCAUAUUGAGGGACCAAGCAAUGGCGCUGAGUGACUGGGAGGAGAUUGUGAGCCAGCAAUCAUCCGUGUGGCAGGAUCCUGCACUGAGAGCCUUCCGCGUGAGAGAGAGUCAGAGCGAGACAGGCAGGCAGACCCUUCUCAUUCGGUCGUACGGAGACACGGGGGACAGCCAGAAUGACACCACUGGACGGUUCUUCCAGCCACAUGAUGACCUUCCAUCAUUACUCUGAAUUCUGAUUUCUUCUGUUAGUUGCUGUGGGGGCAGAGAGGUUGUAGGCAAACCAGAUUCAAAUCCAGGACAACUUUGUAGUGUGUGAUCACAGCUCCUCAGGUGCAGCUCCUGCAGUCCAUGAAACCCACAGGAUAAAAGGACAGCAGGCAGGGGAAAGUAGGGAUGACCUAUCUUCUCUGUGUUGCCUACGAUUGCUAGGCCUCCCACUGGGGCAGGAGACCUUCUGCUGGCAACCCUUUUUGCCUGCUGCCACUCUGAGUGGCAUCAGGAGAAAAAACACUGGCGUCACAUGUGGCAUGAGGUCACUUCCAGGGGAAACCUGGAAGUGAGUCCUGCCACUCUAGGAAUCACCAGAAACUCUG